AUGGCCUCCAAAAAAUCCCUCCAACCAUACAUCUCCCUCCCUCUCCCCAAGUCCCUCAAAGACGCAUCGAAACCUCAAACAAAAGAAGAACGCCUCCGAACGAUCCUAUCGAAUCUAGAAGCACAUCACAACACAGUUCGUAACCGGCUCAUCGCCCAAGCGAAGGCGAAGCAUAUGGCUCUGGAAGAACAGCGAGAACAAGAAGACCUCCAACCCUCCACAAAAUCGCCCACACAAGAACCACAACACCCCUCCAUCCCCUCGAACCAACAAUCCCUCGACCACCUCUACCAAACCCUCUCAACCCCCUACACCCCGGGCACAGGCGACCUCUCAACCUCCACAACCAAUCCCCUCCCCCAACCAUCACCUUCACUCCGCCAAGCCACCCCACCGCCCGAAAUAGCCAUCGCAAAGGAAACACUGGAUCAGAUUGAGCUUUACGAACAGCACGCACGGCCGACAAGGGAGUAUUACGAAAGGGCUUUGAGGAGGUUGAGGGAGGGGAGGAGGGAGUCUGUUGGUGGUGCUGGGGGCGAGAGGCCUGGUGGGCCGGUGAGGACGGCCUCGGCGGGGAGUGGACGGUCGAAUGUUGCGAGUCCGGGGGAUGGGAAGGGGGUGGGGAUGGGGAGGAGAUAA
This is a messenger RNA of Zasmidium cellare ATCC 36951, 639 nucleotides long. RefSeq lists its product as uncharacterized. The transcript has 2 exons. The coding region runs from base 1 to 639 and encodes 212 amino acids. NCBI's taxonomy places the organism in Eukaryota, Fungi, Ascomycota, Dothideomycetes, Mycosphaerellales, Mycosphaerellaceae. The record is from RefSeq and is a predicted model, not a curated record.